CGCCAAUAUCUUUGCACAUGCUCACAGUCUCCAGCUGGGUUGCGUUCUGCGGAUUUGGGAUCACUGUCUCGGGGCAGAAGAAUCGUUAGACCUGCGGUGAGAGAUUUAUUGGAAUAAAAAACCCAACUGGAAGCAAACCACGACUGAAGAUGAGGGAACAUCAACAAGUGAACCAGCCAGAGGAUUGAGAGCAUCAACUGAAGAGAAUCCAUCUGACUCGGAGAUUCCAGUGAUUCAGUCAGGAGAAAGUUUGUUAGACCUGCGGUGAGAGAUUUAUUGGAAGAAAUACCCACAACUGGAAGCAAACCACGAAUGAAGAUGAGGGAGCAGCAGCAAGCGAACCAGCACGAGGACUGAGAGCACCGACUAGAGAGAAACCCUUUUGACUCAGGGUUUCCAUUGAUUCAGUCGGGAACAAGUCUGGGUACUUUUGAAGACCCUGAGCUGGAGUUACACCCUGACUUUGGUUCUUUGCAGGAAUUCAACCAGCUGUCAGUGUCACACAACUAUAUGAUAUGCCAAGAACAAGGCUUAGAAGACUACCUUGUCUUCAGGGUUCCAGGAUUUUGAGGCUCUGGAGGUGGAUGGACAAUUGUUAAAAACAACAAGGAAUUUGUCUAUGGGAAUUCAAACACAACACACCAGUUUUGCUGUCUCUGUCCAGAUAUUUUAGGAGUGGAGCAAGGGAUUCAAUCGACCAUCCUUCCUACUCAGACUGUGGAGAGGGAUUUGCUCAAUCAUCUGACCGACUGGCAUGCCCAUCAUCUUACACAUGGGAGAACCCACUCAGACAGUGGGAUUGGAUUCAGUUGGUCAUCACAACUGAAGGUACAUCAGCAAGUUCACACUGGGGCAAGGCCAUUCACCUGUUCUGUGUGUGAGAAGGGAUUCAGAAGGUCUUCCCACCUGUGGACACACCAGUCAGUUCACACUGGGCAGAGGCUGGUCAGCCGCUGAAGUUAUAGGGAAAGAUUCACUUGGUCAUCUGACCUAAUGGCUCACCAGCGAGUUCACACCAGGGAGCAGCUGUUCACCUGCAUGGACUGUGGGAAGGGAUUCACUUCUUCAUCUCAACUGAAGCUACAUCAGCGAAUUCACACUGGGGAGAAGCCGUUCACCUGCUCAGACUGUGGGAAGGCAUUCACUCAGUCAGCCCACCUAAAGAGACACCAGAGUGUUCACACUGGAGAGAAGCCAUUCACCUGCUCAGUCUGUGAGAAGGGAUUCAUUCAAUCAUCUGACCUACAGAUACACCAGACAGUUCACACUGGGGAGAGGCCAUUCACCUGCUCAAUCUGUGGGAAGACAUUCAGUCAGUCAUCCUACCUACAAAGACACCAGCGAGUUCACACCGGGGAGAAGCCUUUCACCUGCUCAGAAUGUGGGAAGGGAUUCUCUCGAUCAUCCAAUCUACAGAGUCACCAGCGAGUUCACACUGGAGAGAGGCCAUUCAGCUGCCCACACUGUGGGAAGGGAUUCUCUCUGGCAUGUCACCUACUGAGACACCAGACAGUUCACACUGGAGAGAGGCCAUUCACCUGCUCAGACUGUGGGAAGGGAUUCAGUCAGUCAUCAAACCUAAUGGCUCACCGACGAAUUCACACUGGGGAGAGGCCGUUCACCUGCUCAGACUGUGGGAAGGGAUUUACUUGCUCAGCCCAACUGAAGAUACACCAGUCAGUUCACAUUGGG
Molecule: messenger RNA, 1692 nt
Organism: Hypanus sabinus (Atlantic stingray)
Lineage: Eukaryota; Metazoa; Chordata; Chondrichthyes; Myliobatiformes; Dasyatidae
Product: zinc finger protein 214-like
Exons: 5
Cellular component (GO): nucleus
Source: RefSeq, a predicted model, not a curated record